Molecule: messenger RNA, 8922 nt
Organism: Dictyostelium purpureum
Lineage: Eukaryota; Evosea; Eumycetozoa; Dictyosteliales; Dictyosteliaceae
Exons: 7
Coding region: 1-8922 (2973 amino acids)
Biological process (GO): fatty acid biosynthetic process
Molecular function (GO): 3-oxoacyl-[acyl-carrier-protein] synthase activity; oxidoreductase activity
Source: RefSeq, a predicted model, not a curated record
AUGAUUGCUAAAACAGAUCUUUUGGACAAAUCAAGAGAUGUUGCUAUUGUGGGUUUAGGUUUACGUUUACCAGGGAGUUCAAAUACACCAUCUCAACUUUGGGAAAAUUUAAUUGAUGGUUUUGAUGGUAUAAUCGAAACAAGAGAUCGUUGGGCAGAUACUUUUGCAGAUACUGGUGAAAUAUCAAGCAAAUAUGCUGGUUUACUUGAUUUCGAAGAAUGGAUUAACUUUGACCCAUUGUUUUUUGGUAUCAAUCCUUCAGAGGCCAAAGAAAUCGAUCCACAACAAAAGCUUUUAUUAAAAGCUACCUGGGAAGCAUUUGAAGAUGCUCAGAUUGACCCUUUAUCUUUAAAAGGUAGUGCUGAUACAUCAGUAUUUAUUGGUGCAUCAUCCAUGGAGUAUGCCGCUGUUACUACUGAUCCACUUAAACCAACUGUUAAUUGUUUUAAUGUUAAUCUUAGUGGUGUAUCAAAUCGUAUCUCAUAUUGCUUUGAUUUACGUGGUACCUCUUUAACUGUUGAUUCUGCAUGUAGCUCCUCUUUGAAUGCUGUUCAUCUAGGUUAUGAAUCGAUUUUAAAUGGUUCAACUUAUUCAAUUGUUGGUGGUGUAAAUUUUAUUAUUAAUCCCCAACAAUCAAGAAGCUUUACAUCAGUUAAUGUUAUUGGGAAAACUGGAAGAUGUAAAACAUUUGAUGAAACAGCAGAUGGUUUUGUACGUUCAGAGGGUGCAGUUGUUUUAAUUCUCAAAAAUCUUUCAAAUGCUAUUAAAGAUGGUAAUCAAAUUUAUGCAGUUAUUAAAGGAAGUAGCUCAAAUGUUGACGGCACAUUAAAUAAAACUAAUUACUUUGCACCAUCAAAAACUUCACAAGCCAAUAAUAUUAGCAAAGCAUUUGAUUCUACUAAAGGCCAACUUUUAAAAAGUGACAUAGAUUUCUUUGAACUACAUGGUACAGGUACUCAAGUCGGUGAUCCAAUUGAAGUCGAGGCAGUUGCAACAUUAUUUCAAGAUAUUAAAUCAAAUGAAAAUCCAUUAUUAAUUGGCUCAAUUAAGUCUAAUAUUGGUCAUUUAGAACCAGCAAGUGGUGUUGCUUCAUUAGCUAAGGUUUGCUUAAUGUUUAAACAUCGUCAAUUUGUAAAAAAUAUCCAUUUUAAUAAGCCAAAUCCAAAUAUUAAAUUUGAAGAAUGGAAAGUUAAAGUUUGCACUGAAAAUAUUCCCUUCCCAAACAAAUCAGUUUCAAUUGCAAUUAAUAGUUUUGGUAUUACUGGUUCGAAUGCAUGUUUAUUAUUAACUGAAUAUAAAAAGCCAGAAUCUGCCCCAAUUACCACAACAAAAAAUAAAACCUAUUUAAUGCCAAUUUCAUCAAGUUCGAAAAAAUCAUUAGAACAAUAUCGUUCAAAAUUAAUUAAUCAAGUUGAUAGCUAUUCACAAUCUGUCAGUUUUCAAGAUUUUAUUCAAUAUCAUAUUUGUUCAAAAGCCACCAAAUUAGCAUCAAGAUCAGUCUUAACUGCCAAAGAUUGGUCAGAUAUUAAUCAAAGUAAAAUAAAUGAAUCAUUCAUUUCAACAAAGAAUAACAGAUCUGGUAAUAUUAUAAAAGAUAAUAACAAGAAUCCAACUUUGGUAUUUGUUUAUUGUGGUUUAGGUCCCCAAUGGAAUCAAACAGGUAAAAAUCUAUAUGAAAACGAACCAGUAUUUAAAAACUCCAUGGAUAGAAUAGAUCAAAUAUUCACCAAACUUUUUGGCUAUUCAGUUUUAAAAAAAUUAAGAUCAAUAAAAGAUGAUGAUUCAGUUGCUAUCAAUGAUUUCGCUAUUUCCCAACCAACAAUCUUUAUGGUUCAAGUAUCAUUAUUCGAAUUUUAUAAAAGCUGGGGCAUUAACCCAUCAAUUAAUGUUGGCCAUUCAUUUGGUGAAAUCUCGUCGGCUUAUUGCUCAGAAAUGAUUGAUUUAGAAACCGCUUGUUUUAUUAUUUAUAAAAGAGUAACUCUUCAGUCUAAAACUAUGGGUAGUGGCAAAAUGCUUGUUAUCGGUUUAAAUGAGAAAGAUUUUACCAAUAAAUACCAAGCUCAGUACCCAUUGGUCGAAAUUAGUUGUUAUAACUCUCCAUCCUCAGUUGUUAUAAGUGGAAGUGAACAGGAUUUAACAAAUAUUUCUGCCUCAUUAAAAGAAAAAGAAGUAUUUUCAGUAUUACUUGGAGCACCAUCAGCUCUUCACUCAUCCAAACAAGCCACUAUAAAAGAUGAAAUUUUAGAUCAACUUAAAGAUAUUAAAUUCAAACCACCAACCAUCAAAACUUUUUCAACGGUAACAACAAAUUUAUUUAAUAAAUCUACAGCAUUCGAUAGCAAUUACAUUUAUUCAAAUCUUAGAAAACCAGUAUUAUUCGAAAAAACUAUUUCAAAUAUAUUCACACAUAUUGAAAAUAAUGAUCUUGGAAGUACUGUCAUAUUUUUAGAAUUAUCACCCAAUCCAACAUUGACACACUACAUUAAUGAAAUGAUACCCAAAGAAUCAAACUAUUUCUAUAGUGAUGACAAUGCUAUCUCGGUUUUAUCAUCAUUAAAUAAAAAGAAACCAAAUGAAGUUCAAGAAAUUCAAUCAACAAUAGCAAAUUUAUAUUGUAAUGGUUAUAAUGUAAAUUUCAAUUGUCAACUUUUUGGUAAUCCAAAAGAUUUUACAUCAUACUUUUUACCACGUUACCAAUGGGAUGAUUCUGACUACUUUAAGCAUGGUAGAGUCUCAAAACAAAUAAAACAAGGCCCAACAAUUGACCAAUUGGGAUACAGAGUAGAUGAAUCACCAUUUAUGUCUUAUACCACAUAUAUAGAUAUUAAAGAAGAACCAUAUCAAUUUUUAAAAGGUCAUCAAUCAAGAGGCAGAUACUUAUUCCCAGCAAAUGGCUAUUUAGAUAAUGUUUUGAAGGCAUUCCCACAUCAAGAUCUCACUUUUCAUCUCAUGGAAUAUAGAUCACCAUUAAUUUUAAAAGAAGGUGUUAAACAAUUAAUCUCCACCAAUAUAUAUCCAAGCUCAAAGAAUGAAUAUAGAGUUACCUUUCAUUUUAAAGAUGCCUUUGGAAAAUGGAUACUUUCAUGUGCCGGUAGAUUCUCUGUUGUAAAGCAUAAUAGCGAUUUACAAAAUCAAAAAAUUAAUGUUCAAGAAUUAAAAGAUAAAUGUAACUGGACCACUAUCAAAAAGAACGAAUUUUAUGAAGGACUUAAAGUUAGAACAGCUCUUUCUCUAUCGGGCAAAUUCCAAUCUAUUGAAGAGGCAUACUACGGCUACAAUUGUUGCCUUGCAAAAAUCUCACUAAGUGAUCGUACCACUCUAUCAAGCUACGAUAAUGAAUCUUUUUUAAACAUAUGCACCAUCGAUGGUGGUUUCCAACUUUUAGGCCUAUUUAUCAAUCCGGAUGUAGUUGUGCUCGACAAGGUAGAGCUGCUUAGAUUCUAUGCAGAUAAUAUCCCAAAAUCAGCAUCUUUCAGAGAGACUCACAAAUAUAUUUAUUCAUACACUGAAUACAUUAGUAAAAUUGGAAAUAGUGUAUAUGCCAAUAUAACAACAUUUUUACCAGAUGGUACAUUACUAUUCAAUGCACCAGUAGUUUGUUUUACUGGUUUUUCAUCAAUUAGAGGGGAUAUCUCAAUUGAAAAUCCUGACCAUCAGCUAUACUCUGCAUGUCUUCAAUCAAUCGAAUCUCCAUUGUCAGUGGAUACUCCAGGUGCGGCCAUAGAUUCUGCAUUGUUUACACAAUUUGUUCCAAAACCUGUUGCAAAUAUUAGAAAUGCAUUUACAACAUGUAUUUUUGCAAAUAUCAAGAAGAAAUAUCAAUCAAUAACUCCGGCCCUCAUUAAUACCUCAACUAUUCAGUUUUUGAUUGAUAGUUAUUUCAAAAUUAGUGAAAAUGAUACAUCUGCUAAAAAGAAUUUAGGUAUUUCAUUAUUUGAAUCUUUAAAAAAGAAUUGGGAGUUAAUUAAAUAUAGCGACCAAGCAAAACUCUUAAAACUAUUACCUGCUCAACAACAAGAAAUCAUGAACAAAAUAACAAAAAUAUUAUUAAAUGAAACAAUUCCAGAGACAAAUGAUACAGCAAAUUUAAUAGGAAAACUAACACCAAAUCCAUCUCAAACUUUAUUAAUUAAUGAAAUUAUUUCAAAAUCUAUAACUCCUUUGGUAAACCAAAGAAUUUUAUUUAGAAUUAUCGAAAUAGGUUGUGGUAUUGGUCAAUUGUCAGAAAUGAUAGUAUCAAAGAUUAACCUUUUAUUGCAACAAAACCCUCUUGCAGAAAUCGAUAUAGAAUUGACAUUUACUGAUAGUCAAGAUAUUUCUUUUGUUAAAGAAAAACUUACAACAUUAGUACAUUCAGUUCCUGAAGUAGAUAACAGUAAAGAUUUAUCAUCUCGUAAACCAAGCUUACUUUUCAAAGUACUAGAUAUAAACGAAAAGGAUUUAAUCCAAUCAAAAUCAAUAACACCAUCAUACUAUGACAUUGUAGUUUUAAAUAACUUGGUUGGUAUUAACAAUUUAAAUGAAACAGUAAAUUUAAUAUAUCAAAUUUUAAAUCCAAAUGGCUAUUUGUUAUUGGUAGAUACACUAUUUAAACCAGCUACAAUCAACUCUGAAUUUGAACUAUAUCAACAAUGGUUAUCAUAUAAUUAUAUGGGUUCAACCAAGGAUAUAGAAAGUUGGAAAAAGCUAUUAACUCAAGAUUUUAACUUAAUCAAUUUUACUGCAACUUCUAGUGAACCAUGGCUAAUUUUAGUUCAGAAACCCAAAUUUAUUGAAACAGUAUCAAAAGAAAACCCAAUUUCAUACACCAUAGGUUUAUAUGACCAAGUAGUGAUUUAUGGCACUGUAGAAAAUGUUAACGAAGCAAAAGCAAUGUCAAAACUAAUGGAUGUUAAUGACAAAGGAACUGAUAUUUACUUCAUACGUAAUAUUGAUGACUUUGAUACCCAUGUCAAAGAGACACCUCUUUCUGACAAAUCUGUAAUCGUUUUCGUCAACACCAUUAAUAAUAUCCUUCUCGAUUUUUAUACCGUAUCUAUAGAUUACAUUAAAAUUAAUCAAUAUUUAUUAAAGAAAGAAUGUAGUGCAAAACAUGUAUUAUUGACCAGAAAUGUAUUUUUAGAGUCAUCAAAUCCAUUGGCCAGUGCAGUGGUUGGUGCAUUCAGAUAUUUCUGCGAGUUUCCACAAUUAAACUUGUAUUUAAUGGAUUUCGAUGAUGGAAUUUAUGUCAAAUCAUCAAACUUUAUUAAUAUUACUCACGAAUUGACCGAUCCAAAUAAACACUACCAAAGAGAAUUUAUCUUUAGAGAUAGUCAAGUAUCUUAUGAAAGAGUCACCCAAGAAACCAAUUUAAAACUAAAAUACAAAUCAGACUCUUAUAUUUCUGAACCAGAAGGUUUAUAUGCCAAACUAAAUCAAAAUUUACAAUAUCAAUUGAAGGCAUUCGAACCAGUCCCACCUCUACACGUAGAAAUUCAAGUUUUAGCAAGUGGUAUUAAUUUCAAAGAUAAUUUAGUAUAUCGUCGUUUAGUACCACCAGAGGCUGUAAACCAUACAGGUGACGCAAGCGAUCCAGAAUUUGGUUAUGAAUGCUCUGGUAUUGUAUCUAGAAUCGGUGAAGGUGUCACUAAAUUUAAAGUAGGUGAUGAAGUUGUUGGUUUAGGUUUUAACUGUACUGGUUCAUAUGUCACCUUGGAACAAUUUAGAUUUGUUCCAAAACCAAAGAAUCUUACCCAUGUUGAAGCAGCAUCAAUUCCUGUUGUUUAUUUAACAUCAUAUUACUCUCUAUUCGUCGCUGGCUAUUUAAGCAUAGAGAAAAAAGAAUCAGUUCUCAUUCAUGGUGCCACAGGUGGAAUUGGUUUAGCCUGUCUUAAUUUAUUAAAAGCAAAAGGUUUUCAAGGUUUACUAUUUGUUACUGUUGGUUCAAAAGAAAAAGAAAAUUUCCUUCGUGUUACUUAUGGUAAUUUUAUCACUGGUAUUUACUCAAGUAAAAACACUGAUUAUCUUUUCGAGAUAAAGAAAAAGAUUCAACAAGUAACUGGUAAUGAUUUAAUCUUUAAACAAUUUGGUGUAGCAAAGAUGGGUGUUGACCUUAUUAUCAAUACAUUGCCAAGCGAAUUUAUGGAUGCUAAUUUUAACUCACUUUGCCAAGGUGGAAGAUUAGUAGACUUAUCUGUUACACAUAUGAAUAGUCAAGAUACUACCGAUUUUAGGAAAUUUAGAUAUUGUAUUCAAUACUCCACAGUUGAACUUUUAUUAAAUGGUUUUGAAAGAAAUAGAUUAAUUUUACAAGAAAUUAUGGAUAUGUUUGUAAAUGAAAAUUUAAAGCUAUUACCAAUCAAAGAGUACCCAGUUUCAGAAAUUAAGGAAGCUAUAGAAUUUAUUCAAGAAAGAAAACAUAUUGGGAAACUUGUGGUUAAUCAUGAAAAUCAAGGACUAAUGGAAUCAAUUUUUAUUAACAAUGAUUACGAAUUUUAUAAAGAUUAUUUAAUUCCAAAACCAAACUACAAAAUUAGCAAUAACUGUAAUUUAGGAAAAACUGUACUGAUAACAGGUCAAACAGGUCUUAGUUUAGCAAUAAUUAAAUGGAUUAUCGCCCUUAAUAGUGAAGAUCAACCAGUAGAAAACAUUAUUGUUUUCUCAAAAUCACCAAUCAAAUAUGAGCUAGAACAUAUGAUUUGCUAUUGUAAACAUAUGAACCUUAAAGUCAAAAUUAUUUAUGAACAAGUAGAUGUAUCAGAUUUAGGAGAAAUAAACGAAAAAGUUGAUAGUAUUUAUUCUAAAAAUCCCGAUUUACCAAUAGUUAGUUCAAUAUUCCACAAUGCCUUUGUCCCUUCAGAGUGUGACCCAUUGGAAAUAGACAUGGAUCAUUUAUUGAAAUCACACUCUGGAAAGACUUUGGGGCUUAUUAAUUUGCAUAGUCUCUCAACUGGUAUCUGGGCAGAGUCUGUCAAAAACUUUGUUAUCUCAUCAUCAAUUACAAGUAUUCUAGGUAGUCAAAGACAAUGUGGCUAUAUUUCUGCAAACUGUGUAAUAGAUGCAUUCUCUAGACUAAGAAGCUCUCAAGGUCUACCCUGUACCUCAAUAAACUGGGGUGUACUCGCAACAGGUUUCGUCUCUAGAAAUGAAGGUGUAUCCAAACUAUUCGAAUAUCAAGGUUUUACCCCAAUCUCUGUAGAUAUGGUCAAUGGUACAUUAGAUUUAUUCUUACAAAACCCAGAUAAAUUAAAUGGAAAAAUUGUAGCCUCAUUUAACUAUAACAAUGUCAGUGUAGCUUUCAAAGAUCACUGUUUAGCCUAUAAAUUAAAUUACUUUUUAAAUCCAGUUUACACCAAAGGCUCCACCUUUGAUGAUAGCGAAGCAUCAAUAAGAGAUGAUAUACUCGAAAAAUUUUCAGAAUAUCUUUCAACAGAAAAAUCAAAACUAAGUUUAGAGACAAAAUUAAUUGACUAUGGCGCAUCCUCAAUGCUUUUAGUAGAACUAAAGAACUAUUUAGAUAAAAAAUAUACACCAAAUAUUCUAUCAAUUGCUCAGCUCCAAAAUGUUACCAUUAAUCAAUUAAUCAAUGCUGUAAUCCAAGCUGUUUCAAAAUUGAAAAAGAAACCAUCAAAAAAAUCUAAUGAAGAUUUAGAAGCCCCAAUUAAUUGGGAAGACGAAAUCCACCUAGAUCCAACCAUUAAACCAACACCACAAAUGAUUGAAUCUUUCAAAAAAUCAAUCGAUAAAGUUUAUAAAAACAAUACUGAUGGUGGGCUAGAAGUUUUAUUGACAGGUCCAUGCACUUUUAUGGGUUUAAAUUUACUUUUCAAUCUUUUAACAUCACCAAAAACGAAACUCAUCCAUUGUAUGAUGCCAUUAAAUUCAGAAGAAGAGGUAUUAAAAGCAAUUAAUGAUGGUUUUAAAAACAACAGCUAUGAUAUCUUAUUAAAAACAGAGAAUUUAGCAAAAAUCAAACCAAUUGCAGCAGAUUUUACAAGACCAUUGUUUGGCCUAACAGGUACAGACUAUAUCGAAUUUUCAAAAAAGAUAAACCUAGUAAUUAAUGCAGCCUCAAAUACAACUAAACACUAUUGCGCCCAUAUCAACUAUCAAGAUACAAACAAAGAAUACUUACAAGGUGUAUCUCACUUACUCAGGUUUGCAUGUACUGAAAAAAUAAAAAGAGUUGUUCAAAUAUCUACUUUAGGUCGUUAUUCUGAUACUCAAAGAGAAACUUUAAACGAGUAUGAUUUCCCAGAAGUUGAUUUCUCAUUUAUUAGUGGUCAAAACCAAUUAGUUAGUGGUUAUAUUCAAUCUAAAAUUGUAGCUGAAUACCACUUGAAACAAGCAGCAGAUCGUGGUAUACCAUGCUUCAUUAUUAGAAUUCCUUUCUGCUUCCCAGGUGAAAAUGGUGUUGGUAGAGAAGCCGACUUUACUCAAUUACUUCUCCAAAGCUGCUAUGUAUUAAAAUCAUAUCCAACAGAAUCACAUGUUCAAAUUUACACUGCUCCAGUUACUUGGUAUGCUAAAAACAUUAUUACUAUGACCGUUGGUAGUAAUAUAACUAUUGAUGGAUGUUGGAAUGAUAUAGAAUCCAGCCCAAUCGAAAAUUUAAUAUGUGCAAAUCUUUUUGGUGGUGGUUUCAAUUUCGGUGACUUAUUGGUAGAACUUUCUAAGGACCUAUCAUGGAAGGGAAUACCUUUUGAAACUUUAGUUAAAAAAGCUGCGAUCAAUGAACAUGACUCAUGUAAAAAACUAGCCUCAUUUGUUUUAAAGAAAAAAGGAGACUUUAUUAAAAAUUUGGGUGUAAUUCCAGGUCACUACAAUAUUAAUGAAAAUCUAAAGAACCUUUUGGCUUUGAACAACUCUUUUGAGGGCUGGUUAAUCACAAAACAAUUAAUAUAUAACCAUUUAUCAUAUGUAUUUAAAAAGAAAAUUAAUUAA